Messenger RNA from Entamoeba dispar SAW760, 1152 nucleotides. Its product is annotated as NAD-dependent deacetylase sirtuin-2, putative. Bases 1 to 1152 code for a protein of 383 amino acids. Lineage: Eukaryota; Evosea; Mastigamoebida; Endamoebidae. The transcript is spliced from 2 exons. Gene Ontology annotation, molecular function: NAD+ binding; zinc ion binding. The record is from RefSeq and is a predicted model, not a curated record.
AUGUCAUUGCAAUUUUCAGUGAUACCUAAAGAGUGUUGUCAUUUCAUUAGUGCUACAUAUUCACCAAAAUCAUUUUUAAUAUCUCUUAGAAAACAUACCUGUAAUUCAUGUAAUGAAAAAGAAAUAUGGAUCUGCUUACACUGUUUACAUAUUGGUUGUUCUAGAUAUUGUAAUGGACAUGCCCAAAAGCAUUCAUUAAAACGUGGACAUCCAGUAGUAUUUAAUGUACAAAGUAUGAAUUUCUGGUGUUAUGAAUGUAAUAGUUAUGUCAUUAAUAACUCAUUAAAUGUAUUGUUUCAAUUAGCAUUGGAAGACCAUACUUCAAAUUUUAAAUUUUAUCAACCCCUUUUUGAAACAUAUGAUGUAAAAGGAGUUGCAAAAUAUAUUCAAAAGAACCAUGUAAAAAAUAUUAUUGCGUUAGUUGGAGCUGGAAUGUCUACAACAGCAGGAAUUCCUGAUUUUAGAUCACCAGGAACUGGACUAUAUUUUAAUUUACAAAAAUAUAAUCUUCCAUAUCCAGAAGCUGUAUUUGAUAUGAAUUAUUUUCCAUCUAAUCCUGCACCAUUCUAUGAAGUAAUGAAAGAUAUGUUUCCUGGACAAGGCAAAUACUUUCCAACAAAAUGUCAUAGAUUUUUAAAGUUACUAAAUGAUAAAGGAAUUCUUAAAAUGGUUUAUACUCAGAACAUUGAUGGUCUUGAGUCUGUUGCUGGUAUACCUAAUGAUAAAGUUAUUUGUAGUCAUGGUACUUUUAGAACAUCUCAUUGUCUUAGUUGCCAUAAAAAGUAUCCUGACACUUCAGUAUUCAUUGAGUCUAUUAAGAAAGGAGAAAUCAUUCGUUGUAGUUGUGGAGGAUUAGUUAAACCUGAUAUCGUUUUCUUUAAUGAAAGUUUACCAGAUGAAUUUUUUGAAUCCAUAAAGAAUAAAUUUGAUGAUUGUGACAUGUUACUCAUCAUUGGAACUGCUCUUGUUGUUUAUCCUUUUGCUAAUUUAGUUGACCAUGUUUCUAUUAAUUGUCCUCGUGUAUGUAUUAAUAGAGAAAAAGUUGGUAAAAUGAUGUGUUAUGAUAAUCUAGGAAGGGACGUCGCAUUGUUAGGAGGGUGUGAUGAUAUUGCUUCUGACUUAGCAAAGUAUUUAGAGUGGGAAUUGUCAUAA